Messenger RNA from Ictalurus punctatus (channel catfish), 4425 nucleotides. RefSeq names its product cell adhesion associated, oncogene regulated (gene cdon). NCBI's taxonomy places the organism in Eukaryota, Metazoa, Chordata, Actinopteri, Siluriformes, Ictaluridae. Gene Ontology annotation, cellular component: axon; plasma membrane. Gene Ontology annotation, molecular function: protein binding. Bases 531 to 3914 code for a protein of 1127 amino acids. The record is from RefSeq and is a predicted model, not a curated record. Gene Ontology annotation, biological process: axon guidance; cell-cell adhesion; nervous system development. The transcript has 19 exons.
UUUGUGGGCUUGCGGGGUUGGAACAUUCCUGGUUUGACGACCAGCCUGCGUCUUCGCUGCCAUGAUUUGCUGAGCAAUUCGAUCCUCGCCCCGAGGAUGUGUGUGUAUGUGUGCGCGAGCGCGCGGAGAGGGGAAAAAGACAGUUGCAAUGCUAGAAUGAAAAAGCAGCAUAAAAACUAAAGAGAGUGGUCCGUGUAGUACCUGCUGCGUGUGAGCAACUUCACUUGAGUUUUCUUUUUCUGCUUCACUUCGCCUAGUUGACUUUGUACUCCAUGAGCUACGCUCUCUAUCAGCUCAGCCGUGGCUACCUAAAACGAGAGAAACUAAGGAACUGUUCACUUGCUUUGCCCCCUUUACCCAUUGCCUUGCACAUCGUGUGUAAUGGAGGGCCCGGUGCGGAUUUGCUGCUUUAAGAAUGGUUUUUGCUGCUAGGGUGUCUGGCUCUCUUCGUUUUCUCUCCAUCAGAAGGUGUGCAUGUGGGGUGUGUGUGUGUGUGACCACUGGUUAGCAUCCUGAGGUGAAGCAACAUCAUGGAAGACAGAGGCCUAAGAGGCCUGACGUUUCUGUCCAUUUUACUGUGCAUUUGCCAAACCCUUCUUCUCAACUGCCCUUUUGCAUUAUCUCUCUUAUUCCACACACAACCUGCCUCUGUAGUUCAGAAGCAGGGUAGCGCUGUUCACCUGCACUGUUUGGUGCAUCCUGCCUCAGCCACAGUCACUUGGUUGUUCCAGGGUCAUGCCCUAGACCCAGGGUCGAUACCAGGGGUGGAGGUUCAGCCUGACAAAAUCUCCCUACUCUCUCUCCAGCCCCAAAACACUGGCACUUACCAGUGUGUGGCACACUCAGACACAGGCUCCAUCACCAGCCAGUGGGCACAGGUAACCAUCGCAGAUAUUAAGGAGUUUGGACAGACCCAUCGGCGGUCUUUAGUAGAAAAAGAAGGGAACACUGCUGUUAUUGAGUGCCGGCUACCUCGGAGUAAUCCCCCGGCUUUGCCACGUUACAGAAUACGGGGGAAAUGGCUAGAGGUGUCUACAGAUGAAUAUUUAAUCCUCCCCUCUGGGAACCUUCAGAUAGUCUCUGUUUCUCCAGAGCAUCAGGGCAUGUAUAAAUGUGGAGCUUAUAAUCCUGUUACCAGAGAGGUCAAGGUCGAGCCCUAUGGCACUAAGCUCUUGGUGAAAAAUUCAGAUGGUCCUUCCCUUGUGGGGAUAGUAUAUCCAGUCAAGUCUGUCAACCUUUCAGUGGAACAGGCCAUGUCCUUGGUUCUGGAAUGUGUAGUAUCAGGAAAUCCCUCUCCUGUUGUUAAAUGGUUGAAGGAUGGCCAAGAGCUGCCACUUGCUCCCAGACUGAGACUUCUGCACAGUAAUCUGGUGCUGAGAGAUGUUCAGAUAAGUGACAGAGGAAAUUACACAUGCUUUGUUCAAGUAGAGGAAGGUGUUGUGGCCAGUGCCAACUAUACUGUGGAUGUGCUUGGGCCUCCUAUUAUAAUAAAAGGUCUGAGUGACCAGAUGGUGAAAUCUGGCUCAUUUGUGCAAUUCAGUUGUGCCACCUCAGGAAAUCCUGUUCCUAACAUCACCUGGUUCUUCAACUCUUCCCCAGUUUUAUCCUCACCACGACUCCAGAUAUCAAACUCCACCCUGCGUAUUUUCUCGGUCACUGUUCAGGACCAGGGCAUGUACCAGUGUGUGCUAGACAAUAGGAUUGGCUCUGCACAGUCAGCUGCCAGACUUAGCAUUCUGUUGGAACCUCAGCCCAGCACUGCUGCUACUGUGGACACACCACCAACUGUCCAUCCAGUUCAGAGUGAUGAAGGAGAGGGGCUGUUCCUACCUUCGGAGGAUGGUCUUAGUGAUGCCAAUGGUUCAUUCACAGAGAGGGCCAGUGACAAGGCCAGUGACAAGCCCACUCCAGAGGCUCCAAUCAUUAUCAGUCCACCACAAACACAUAGACCCAAUGCAUAUGAUCUGGAGUGGCGGCCAGGUCGAGACUGGGGCAGGCCAAUUAACGCCUACUUUGUUAAAUAUCGCAAGGUAGAUGAGAUGGGCAAUGUGGUGGGCAGUUGGCAUACAGUACGAGUUCCAGGUAGUGAAAGGAGCCUCCACCUAUCGGACCUGGAGCCUUCCAGCCUGUAUGAGGUGCUAAUGGUAGCACGCAGCAGUGCUGGUGAGGGCCAACCUGCCAUGCUUACCUUUCGAACGGGAAAGGAGAAGAGCUCCUCCUCCAAUAAGAAUCCCUCCAAGGCCCCAUUUGUGUCUUUGCCUGAGAAAGCCCCCGAAGACAAAAACAUCAAUACACACUAUGGAGUGGUCAUCCAUGACAGAGUUCCUGAGGCCCCAGAUCGACCAACCAUCUCUAUGGCAUCAGAGAAUUCGGUUUAUGUCACAUGGAUCCCACGGGCCAAUGGUGGUUCUCCAAUCACAGCUUUUCGUGUAGAGUACAGGAAGGGCCGUAAUGCGGACUGGAUCAUAGCUGAUGAUAACAUCUCACCUCUCAAGCUGUCUGUGGAAGUGCGCAACUUAGAAGCAGGUUCCACGUACCGUUUCCGUGUCAGUGCCAUGAACCACUAUGGUGAGAGUCCCCACAGUGCCACCUCCAGGCCAUACCAGAUAGCGACAGCGAAUUCACCGGUGUCCAACCGACCUGUGGCUGGCCCUCACAUCUCUUCUACUGAUGCUGUCAGUGACACGCAGAUCAUGGUGCGAUGGACUUACACCACUUCCAGUAACAACAACACCCCCAUCCAGGGCUUCUACAUCUACUAUCGACCUACAGACAGUGACAAUGAUGGUGAUUAUAAGAGAGAUGUGAUAGAAGUUAUGAAGCGCUGGCACAUGAUUGGUCAGCUCCAUCCGGAGACGUCAUAUGACAUCAAGAUGCAGUGCUACAAUGAUGCUGGAGAAAGCGAUUACAGUAAUGUGAUGAUAUGUGAAACUAAAGCACGUCAGCCUCCAGGUGCUCCCAGUCAGCGGCCAAUCACUCCGCCAGCCAUGUACCCACCCAAUUCAAAUUCUCAAGCAGGUGGCAUCUUGUACCUGAUUGUGGGCUGCAUUUUGGGUGUUAUGGUGCUAAUCCUGCUCAUCUUCAUAAUCAUGUGCCUGUGGAGAAACCGCCAGCAGCACAGCAUGCACAAGUACAACCCUUCCGGUUACCUGUACCAGCCUGCUGAGAUGAAUGGUCACAUUAUGGAGUACACAACAUUAUCUAGUUCCAGCCAGCUCAACAGCAACAUGCAUGGUAGCUAUGGGAACAGCGGGUCCAUCAUGCCCCAGGGUUGCCAUCACCUCCAUCUUAAACUCCACAAUGGUCUGACAUUACUAAAUGGCUCAGGCCCUCUCUACAGUCUGGGUCAUUCCCACAACCAUGACAGAACUGUGCCCCACAACAAUGUGGACUUUGAGCAUACACACGCUCACCAUAUGCACAGUCGAGGAAGCAUGUACACAUCUGUACCCCAGACGGACUCUUCUGACUGCAUGAACUGCCAGAACCUCUGUAACAACAACAGGUGUUACACAAAAGCCAAUGGCAAUUUCUCAGGUGACCUAAAGCACCACUUGGUAUCUUGCCAGCUUGAUGGUCUUGAGAUGGUGCCUCUGAACCAUGGCUCACUCCUAUGCCAUGGUAAUGACAGCCCAGUGGCACAGGGGAUUUGCGAGAGGGCAGAUGUGAUCAAGGAGCAGGUUCAAGUGAACUCAGACUCAACAUCAUCCCAGAAUUCUGAGAGUGGAACCGGACAAGAAAUGCCAGGCACCAACUACAGCAGAGAUUCAGUACAGUGUGUGAACUCAGACGAGCCGCUGAUGUGUUUGGAGAGGCUGGACCUAUCUGAUUUGGACUGUAAAGAGAAAAUCGCCUGGAACUCUACUGCAAGUCUAAAUGGAGACCUUAUCCACCGUACAGCACAGGAGAUUUGAAUUCACAAACACACAGCAGCAUUCAGCACACACACGCAUUUUCGCAUACACAUUCCACACAUGCAUACCUACACAAGAACAGUAGACAAUGAAGAGACAUGAAAAUGUAUUCAGAGAAAAAGAAACAGCUAGUGCUGAAAUGCUCAGACUUAACCUGAAGGACACUGUAUUCACCUAUUGUGCUGGAUGUGAAUGAGGGAGGAAUGGGGGGAAAGUGUGUAGGCACAGAAGAGUGGAUUUUGGAAGUGCUAUCUCUCUGUUCCAUCUGUACGAAGGAUUUUUAAAAAAAAAGAAAAAUUCUUUAGAUGGCUUAUUUAUUUUUUGUAUUAGUAAAAUAUUCUUUCAUAUGAAUGUAUCUCUUUUAAGAUAAAAAGUUAGUCUUUUAUAUUAUUUAUGCUUUAUUUUAUUUUUUUGUUGCCAUUUUUAGUUUUCCCUGCAUUCCACACAGUUUGGAGUUCAGCCAUUGUAUGUAAAGUUGUGUAAUAAUAUAAAGAAGACAUGGUAGAGUGUA